Molecule: messenger RNA, 1273 nt
Organism: Culicoides brevitarsis
Lineage: Eukaryota; Metazoa; Arthropoda; Insecta; Diptera; Ceratopogonidae
Exons: 2
Coding region: 107-1156 (349 amino acids)
Biological process (GO): DNA catabolic process
Cellular component (GO): cytoplasm
Molecular function (GO): nucleic acid binding; 3'-5'-DNA exonuclease activity
Source: RefSeq, a predicted model, not a curated record
UGUCCCUUUAAAAAUAAAAUAAUUUUUUUCAUGUUUUGUCUUUAAAAACCCAUAAAACUACCUUUUAUUACAUAAUUUUAGUGCCAGAUUGCAACGAGACGUCGGUAUGUCAGAAGAACAGGCGGAAAAUCACAAAAAUCCCACAAAAAUUCCCGAAAUAAAGAGUUUUGCGUUCUUCGAUAUCGAAACAACUGGGUUGCCAAGCGAAGAAGGAAAUCGCACCAAAAUAACUGAAAUUUCGAUCGUUGCAUGUUCCGUCGAGCAUUUCCUCAGCACAAAAUCUCCAAAAAUACCGCGAGUUUUGCACAAAUUGACACUUUGCGUGAAUCCUUGCAAGCGAAUUUCGUAUAAAUCGGAGGAAAUUACGGGACUUUCGAACGAUUUGUUGGAGCAUGAGCGAAAAUUCGAUAAAGAAACCGCAGAAACUUUAAAAAAUUUCCUUUCUCAUCUCCAAUCGCCGUGUGCGCUUGUGGCUCAUAACGGAUUCAACUUUGAUUUUCCCAUUUUGAAGCGAAUGUUGGAGCUAAAUGACGCGAAUUUAGGAGAUUCGUUACUUGCAGCGGACUCUUUGCACGUUUUUCGUGAAAUUGACGAGCUUGAACAGGAAUUGGCGAUGACACAAUUUGUCGAUCCCGAGGAAAAAGCAAUCGAUGACUUCAUUAUUGAGGAACUUUUGAGCAUUAAAAGGCAAGAAAAGCAAAAAGCUUCGUCGUCUCGCUUGAGAAAUGGAUCAAAAAGUCCCGAAAACGCGAGAGAAAUGCAAGAAAUGAACGAAACGACGCCCGAGAAGCAAAUUUUAUCAACAAAUGAGCUCAGUUGUCUUCAAAAACUUCCAAAAUUAGAGCGAGAAAGGGACGAUGUCACUCCAGAAACGUCAAAAAAUCCCCAAGAAUGGAACAAAAACAAUAAAAGAACACGAGAUUGUCCUCCAAAAUCCCGCCGAGACUUGUUUGGAGCGAAAAAAUCCUUUAAAUUGACCAAAAUUUACGAAAAUAUCUUCCAAACGGAGCCCGAACAUUCCCAUUAUGCCGAAGCUGAUGUCAUAACGUUGCUCAAAUGUGCCAUCGCGAAGAAUUUUGACUUUGUCAGAGUCGUUCAGGAGCAAGCUAAAUAUUUUAAAGACAUUCCCGCCUUAGGUCAACACACUAAAAUGUGAUUUUUUAUAAGAAAAAAAUAAUUUUGUUAAAAAUUUUAUAUAAAAAAAAAUAAAUUUUAUACGAAAAAAAAAUUUCUCCGUGUCGGGGAGUCGAACCCCGCUCUCCCGCGUGACAGG